AGUGGCAACAGUGGCGGUGAGCUCUACAAAAAAAAAAAUUUGCAAGUGAGAAAAGAACAAUCACACAGUCUCAGCGGCAUUGUUAAGUUUAAAAGCGGUAAUACAAGUUGUUUUCAACUAAAAGGAUCAUAACAAGCACGUUAAAAGGACAAAGUGUUCAGUUUGAAAAAGUAUUCUAAUGGCCGCCGCAGCGGAUGCGGCCAAAUCCAACGCCUUGCUGGCUAUGAACAAAGUGAACAACACAAAAUGCCGCGCGUGCCUUUCCGUAAGCCGUCAGACCGUCAAACUGGAUGCCAAAAUACCGGAUUUGCAAAAUGUGCGCACUUACGGUCAAGGCUUGCGGCAGUGCACUAACUUGCCAAUAACCGCACGCUCCGCCGGCGGCUACAGGUGGCCUAUGCAGAUUUGCCUGCGCUGUUGUCGCGCCUUGGAGGUGGCCAUGCAUUUUGUGGAGCUGGCGCUCGAUUCCAACCGCAAGCUGUUUGCCGAAUCUCAGAGCAUCAAGGUGACGCCACCACAGACACCGACGUCAUCAACCAGUGAACUAAAGCGCAAAGCCAGCGACGAGCUCCUGCAGUGGAAUCAAUUUAGUCAGGAAUUUGAGCAAUUCGUGGAAGGCUACGAUGGUGUGCCGCCUCCCAUUGAGGAGAAUGUGCUGUAUAUGCGCGGUGCCAAGGUGCCGCGUCUGGAUAACGAGAUUGCGUCCAACAACGAGCCACCAAAGGAGGACGAUGUGAUUUUGUUUGAUGUCAAGUACGAAAGCAAUGAUCAGGAUCAGGAGGACGAGAAUGAUGGCUCCGAUGCGAAAAACAGUGAAACUUUCUAUGACAAUAGUAUUAUCAAUGAUAGCAAUGCUGGCAAUAAAAACAACAGCGAGAAUAACAAUAAUUAUAAUUUUAAUAACAAAAACGGAGAUAUGUCCGGUCUGCCUGAUGUUGAGUGCGAUCUCAUCCAACGUGCGCUCUUCAUGACUCUCAACGAUGAUGCCAAUAGCAGUCAAACUCCAGAGGACUUGCAAUCAAUUGAAUCCAUCAAAGCCACACUUUUAAAAUCUACGGAGCAAAUAACUGACUCUAAAGUCAGCUCAACAGUCAGCUCAUCUCAGAAGUCAAUGCCAAGCAAAGAGAUCAAUGUUAACAUACCUCUGCUCAGCUGCAGCAUCUGCAAACACACACACACCGAGGCCAAACAGAUGCGCAGCCAUUAUAUGCGAGUGCACAGAUGUGAUGUCUCCGAGGACGAUAUAAUUGGCCUAACUAAAAAUCAAAGCUUCAAGUGCAGGCCCUGUAACAGCUAUGAGACAAACAGCCGAACGGACAUGCAACAGCAUCUGAUUGAGCACCACAAAAUUGAUGGUGAUUUUGAAAUGUAUUGUUAUGUGCAGCAGAAUUGUCCCGCCUGUGGACGCAUCUUCAAGGACCAGCGCUCGGCGCGCACACACUACACACGCAUGCACACACCACAGCAACAACAACAGCAACAAUUGCAGCUGCAGCAGUCGGGGAGCAGCGGCGCUGUGCGUGAGGCAGUCGAACAGCAACAUAUGUGCACCGCCUGUGACAAGGUGUUCAAUUUGAAGGCCAGUCUGCAGGCACAUCAGCGAUUCUGUCAGGUGAAGCAACCGGUGCACUGUAACUUCUGUGAGCAACAGUUUAGCAGCAUGCGCAAGUAUGAGUUGCAUCUACAGCAGCAGCAUGCAGUCGACACGCUCCACGAAUGCGAAAUAUGCCAGAAAAGCUUUAAGAAUAGUGAAUCAUUGGCUGUGCAUAGGAAGCGACACUCUGAGCGUCAUUAUCAGUGUGCCAAGUGCUCGCUUAACUACAUCAAUGCGGCUGAAUUGCGCGUACAUUAUGAGCGGGCCCAUGUCCAAGAGGAGCAGGUGGUUUCCUGUCGCAGCUGUGCCAGUAAAUUUCAAAAUUAUGCACUGUUGCGUGAGCACGAACAGCGAAAUCAUCAAAAGCCUAAGAUCUGGCGCUGCGACAAUUGCACAUUUGAGACCAAUACACGGGCUCGGUUGCGCCAGCAUCAAUAUGAGCACACGGAUUAUCCGUAUAAGUGCAAGCAUUGCCCAGAGGAAUUUGCCGAUCGCGGCAAAAUACGCCAACAUUCCAAAAAGGUGCAUGCGGUGGAGCUUAGCGAUGAGCAGCUCGCCGAAAUGUUUCGGGAACGCAUUGGCUACACCAAUCGCCAUGAUGCAUUCAACAAGACCAACAAUUCACUGGAGAUUCCGGGCUUCAGUGAUGAUUGCUUUACAGAACUGAAGAGUCUCGGCCUGGACUAUGAUGAUAUUACAACCGAUCUCUUUUCAAAUUCCAUUUGCGUACUGGACAAUCUGCUCGAGUUGGUACCAUAAACCAUGGAAAACAUCAAUUUGAAUCCAAUUACCUGCAUAGAAUUUUAAGUAACAUGAUGAAUAGCUAACGAGAGCUUAAAGACUGUCCGCACUUAUCAAUCCAAUCAUUCACUCCAACGUCCAAUCGUCAACAUCCGCAAAGCAUCUUCUUCAGUUUUUAUUUUGAUUUUAAAUUUCUUUUAAAUGGGCACAAACCAAAACCGUCAAGUAUCAACUGAAUGUGGGGUAUAUAUGUUUAUAUAUAUACUCACACACGCACCAACAACCACUCACAUAAAUAGUUUGUAAUUCUCAUAAAAAACAAGAUAUUUUUUUGAAGUACCUUAAUAAAAAACAAAAACCAAGCGCUUUGGAAGCGCUCCCGAAAAA
Messenger RNA from Drosophila innubila, 2722 nucleotides. Its product is annotated as zinc finger protein 2 homolog. Bases 179 to 2353 code for a protein of 724 amino acids. Gene Ontology annotation, molecular function: chromatin insulator sequence binding; zinc ion binding. NCBI's taxonomy places the organism in Eukaryota, Metazoa, Arthropoda, Insecta, Diptera, Drosophilidae. Gene Ontology annotation, biological process: regulation of transcription by RNA polymerase II. The transcript is spliced from 6 exons. The record is from RefSeq and is a predicted model, not a curated record. Gene Ontology annotation, cellular component: nucleus; chromosome.